ACUUAAGAACAAUUGCUUCAAAUCUUGAAACUUUCUAAAACGAUGGAGCUUAUUCCUGAUCUUCCCGAAACUGUAGCCUACGAGUGUCUCCUACGCGCCUCCUACCAGCAAUUUCCUCUUAUGGCCUCUGUUUGCAAACUCUGGCAGCGAGAAAUCAGACUCUCUGAUUUUUUUCGACACCGGAAAGCUUCAGGACAUAGUCAAGAGCUUGUUGUCUUGUCCCAAGCUCGGGUCGACCCGGUUAAAGAACUCGGAUCGGGUAAUAAAACCAUCCCCACGCCCGUGUACCGAAUCUCGGUUCUUGAACUUGGUACCGGUCUAAGGAGCGAGCUGCCUCCGGUUCCAGGUCAAUCCAACGGGUUGCCUCUGUUCUGUAGAUUAGCCUCUGUCGGGUCGGAUCUUGUUGUAUUGGGCGGGCUUGACCCGGUUACAUGGCGUACCUCUGAUUCGGUCUUCGUUUUCAGCUUCUUGACCUCCACGUGGCGCGUCGGGAAUAGCAUGCCAGGUGGACCACGUUCCUUCUUCGCCUGCGCUUCGGAUUCUCAACGGAACGUCUUCGUGGCGGGAGGACACGACGAAGACAAGAACGCGAUGAUGUCAGCUCUGAUGUACGACGUGGCAGAAGACAAAUGGGCUUUUUUGCCGGAUAUGGGCCGCGAGCGAGACGAAUGCACAGCUAUUUUCCACGCUGGCAAAUUCCACGUCAUCGGUGGUUACGCCACGGAGGAACAAGGGCAAUUUAGUAAAACCGCUGAAUCGUUCGACGUCACCACGUGGCGGUGGAGUUCACAAGCCGACGAGUUUCUCUCCUCGGAGAUGAUUACAUGGCCUCCGAUUUGUGCUGCCGGUGAAAACGUAGAUUUAUAUGCUUGUUGUCGCCAUGAUCUGAUGGUGAUGAGAGAUGACACGUGGCAUAAAAUUGGGAAUCUGCCUGCUGACGUGUGCAAUGUGUCUUAUGUGGCGGUAAGGAGGUCUGGGAAGCUGGUCGUGAUCGGUUCGGCUCGGUACGGUGAACCAAUUGUAGGGUAUAAUUGGGAUAUGAGCAAUUCUCGAUGGGUGAAACUGGAAACACAUGAGAAAUAUGAAGGCCACGUUCAAGCUGGUUGCUUCUUGGAGAUAUAAAAAACUUUAGAAAAGAUUCCGAAACUUUUGUACGUCGUUCAUGCGAAUUGACGCUAAAUUUGGUCGGUUGGUUUUUCCAAGUGUGACUGUAUAAAUAUUCUAUUGUUAU
Arabidopsis arenosa is the source of this 1231-nucleotide messenger RNA. NCBI's taxonomy places the organism in Eukaryota, Viridiplantae, Streptophyta, Magnoliopsida, Brassicales, Brassicaceae. The record is from the annotation of a GenBank genome assembly.